Tinamus guttatus (white-throated tinamou) is the source of this 2865-nucleotide messenger RNA. NCBI's taxonomy places the organism in Eukaryota, Metazoa, Chordata, Aves, Tinamiformes, Tinamidae. The record is from RefSeq and is a predicted model, not a curated record.
CGUCGAGGAGCUCAUGGACAGAACCAUCCCCGCCAGCAUCCGCCUGCGCAGGCCGCUCCGGAUGGAUGACCGCGUGUGUGAAAAUGAAGUCCUUGAAACUCUGCACAGUAUUGCAAGCAAGAACAAGAUAUGGAGGUCCUAUAUUGGCAUGGGUUAUUACAACUGCUCAGUGCCUCAGCCCAUUGCACGGAACCUGCUGGAGAAUGCAGGAUGGGUUACCCAGUAUACUCCUUACCAACCCGAAGUUUCCCAGGGCAGACUGGAGAGCCUGCUAAAUUACCAAACGAUGGUGUGUGACAUCACAGGAAUGGACGUGGCUAAUGCAUCUUUGCUGGAUGAAGGGACAGCAGCUGCAGAAGCCAUGCAAUUGUGUCAUAGGCACAACAAAAGAAGGAAGUUCUAUGUAGAUGCUCGAUGCCACCCUCAAACAAUAGCAGUGGUCCAGACCAGAGCCAAUUAUACGGGUGUUAUUACUGAGCUGAAGUUACCACAUGAGAUGGAUUUCACUGGAAAGGAUGUCAGUGGAGUGUUAUUUCAAUACCCAGAUACUGAAGGGAAGGUGGAAGACUUCUCUGACCUAGUUGAAAGAGCUCAUCAAAAUGGGGCUCUGGCCUGCUGCGCUACGGACCUUCUGGCCCUGUGUAUCCUGCGGCCUCCUGGAGAGUUUGGGGCAGAUGUGGUCCUGGGCAGCUCCCAGCGGUUCGGGGUGCCGCUCUGCUACGGGGGACCCCACGCAGCCUUCUUUGCUGUCAGGGAAAGCCUGGUGAGGAUGAUGCCAGGCCGCAUGGUGGGCGUUACCAGAGAUGCAAAUGGAAAGGAAGUGUAUCGACUUGCUUUGCAAACACGAGAGCAGCAUAUCCGAAGAGACAAAGCUACCAGCAAUAUCUGUACAGCACAGGCUCUUCUUGCUAACAUGGCGGCCAUGUUUGGUGUCUACCACGGUUCUGAGGGAUUAAAGCACAUCGCGAGACGAGUGCAUAACGCUGCUCUCAUCUUGGCUGAAGGUCUCAGGCGAGCUGGUCAUAAACUGCACCAUGAUCUGUUCUUUGAUACGUUGACAAUCACAUGCGGAUGCUCAGUCAAAGAGGUUUUGGACAGGGCGGCUCUUAGAAAGAUAAAUUUUCGGAUUUAUGGUGAUGGCAGACUUGGAGUAUCACUUGAUGAAACUGUAAAUGAGAAAGACUUAGAUGACAUAUUAUGGAUUUUCGGUUGUGAGUCUUCAGCUGAACUAGUUGCUGAGGGCAUGGGCGAGGACACCAAAGGUAUUCUCAGCACCCCAUUUAAGAGAACUUCCAAAUUCUUGACGCAUCAGGUUUUUAACAGCUAUCACUCCGAAACAAAUAUUGUCCGGUACAUGAAAAGAUUGGAAAACAAAGAUAUUUCCCUUGUUCACAGCAUGAUUCCUUUGGGUUCCUGUACAAUGAAGCUCAAUAGUUCAGCUGAACUUACACCUAUCACAUGGAAAGAGUUUGCCAACAUCCACCCUUUUGUGCCUCUGGAUCAAGCUGAAGGAUAUCAGCAGCUUUUCAAGGAUCUGGAGAAGGAUCUGUGUGAAAUUACAGGCUAUGAUGCAAUCUCUUUCCAACCAAACAGUGGAGCCCAAGGAGAAUAUGCAGGUUUGGCUGCAAUCAAGGCUUAUCUGAAUGCAAAAGGAGAACGUAAUAGGACUGUUUGCCUUAUUCCUAAAUCUGCCCAUGGUACAAAUCCAGCAAGCGCACAAAUGGCAGGGAUGAAGAUUCAGCCAAUUGAAGUGGAUAAGAAUGGGAGCAUUGACCUUGCCCAUUUAAAAGCAAUGGUGGACAAACAUAAGGAGAACCUGGCAGCCAUCAUGAUCACCUACCCCUCUACCAACGGUGUGUUCGAAGAGGAGAUCGGAGACGUGUGUGAUCUGAUUCACAAACACGGAGGCCAGGUUUACCUAGAUGGAGCAAACAUGAAUGCCCAGGUGGGACUGUGUCGCCCUGGGGAUUAUGGUUCCGAUGUCUCUCACUUAAACCUUCACAAAACUUUCUGCAUUCCCCAUGGAGGAGGAGGACCUGGAAUGGGACCAAUAGGAGUGAAGAAACAUUUGUCUCCUUACUUGCCUACUCACCCUGUCAUCAGAAUGCAGAUGGAUAAGGAUGCAUGUCCUUUGGGUACUGUCAGUGCUGCACCUUGGGGUUCCAGUGCUAUAUUGCCUAUAUCUUGGGUGUACAUCAAGACAAUGGGAGGAAAGGGUCUUAAACAUGCUUCUGAGAUUGCUAUUUUAAAUGCAAACUACAUGGCAAAGAGGCUAGAGAAGCACUACAAAAUCCUUUUCAGAGGAGUCAAAGGCAAGGUAAAAGCUGGGUUGGUUGUAUUCAAUACUGCAUGGUACCUGAGUCUCUGCCUUCUCCUGAUGCGGUUCCUAAGAAGUAACCCACUGUGCUCAUGUGUGGAGAUAAAAUCACAGUCUGUUUUCAGUGACUGGAUUUCUUUUUUAUCAGGUUUUCAUGCUCCAACCAUGUCCUGGCCAGUGGCAGGAACGCUUAUGAUUGAACCAACAGAGUCAGAAGACAAGGCAGAGCUGGAUAGAUUUUGUGAUGCCAUGAUCAGUAUUCGACAGGAAAUUGCUGAAAUAGAGGAGGGCAGGAUGGACCCCCAAGUUAACCCACUAAAGAUGUCACCACAUACUCUGAACUGUAUCACUGCUUCCAAGUGGGAUCGUCCUUAUUCCAGAGAAGUUGCAGCCUUCCCACUGCCCUUCGUGAAGCCUGAAAGCAAGUUUUGGCCCACGAUCGCUCGCAUUGAUGACAUUUAUGGAGAUCAGCACCUGGUUUGCACCUGCCCACCCGUGGAGGCCUACGAAUCUCCCUUCUCCGAGCAGAAGAGAGCGUCUUCCUAACG